AUGUCGAGACUCACUGCGGGUCCUCACCGGUGCUCUGGGAGAGUGGAAGUGCUUCUUGGACGUUCCUGGUCCACAGUGUGUGAUGCUGACUUUGACCAGCAAGAUGCAGAGGUUGUGUGUCGAGAGCUGAGCUGUGGGAUUCCUGUGAAGGUGCUGGGAUCAGCUGCUUUUGGCCGAGGGGAGGGUCACACAGGGGCGCGGCUGGUGAACGAACCGGACUCCUGUUCUGGUCGAGUGGAGCUCCAGUACCUCGGUGACUGGGGCACAGUUUGUGCUGUAGGCUGGGAUAUGAGAGCUGCAGAUGUUCUCUGUGCACAGCUGGAUUGUGGGAGUGCUGUGGCUGUGGUGGAGGUGGACUGGUUUGGGGAGGGGAGUGGCCACAAGUGGGCUGAUGUGUUUGAUUGUCAGGGGAAGGAGACACACCUAUCACAAUGUGGCAUCUCAUCAUGGAGUCGAGCUGCAUGCUCUCAUAAACACGAUGCUGGAGUCAUCUGUAAUGGAUCAUCCGUGGCAUUUCAUGAGGGGCGAGUGCGGUUGUCUGGAGGGAGCGAGUGUCAGGGGGAGGUGGAGAUUUAUUUCAGGCAGGACUGGAGGAGAGUUCUCCUGGACUCGUGGAGUCUGUCUGAGGCGUCUGUGCUCUGCAGACAGCUGGGCUGUGGCUCCGUGCUGAACUACCGCUCCUCUCCAUCCACCACUGAACACAAACACAUGUGUGUAACGGGUUUCAGCUGCUCUGGGAGUGAAGCUCAUCUGGGGAACUGCAGCAGUGCACAACCUGUCAACUGCAGCUCCGGGGAACAGCUGUACAUCACCUGCUCAGGUAUCUUUAACCCCGCCCUCAGCUCCAUCAGGCUGGUUGGUUCUGGGGGAGACUGUGCAGGAAGGCUGGAGGUUUUCCACAGCGGCUCGUGGGGGACAGUGUGUGAUGACUCGUGGGAUAUUGAGGAUGCGCAGGUGGUGUGCAGACAGCUGCAGUGUGGAGUGGCCCUCAGUACACACAUACCAGCCUGGUUUGGUCCUGGAACUGGGUCCAUAUGGCUGAAUGAGGUGGAGUGUGAGGGGAACGAGACGUCCCUGUGGAACUGCAGAUUUCAGCUGUGUGAAGAGGGUGAAUGUGGACACCAGGAGGACGUAGGAGUCGUGUGCUCAGAGUUUAAAGAGAUCCGACUCACAGAGGGCUGUGAGGGGAAUCUGGAAGUGUUCUACAAUGGAACCUGGGGUAAUGUGUGUCACAGUCAGAUGGAUGAGGAGACAGUAAACAUGGUGUGUCGAGAGCUGAACUGUGGAAGACGUGGCAGUCUGUCAAACACUGAAGCACGAGUAAAAUCUGCUCCUAACUGGCUGGAUUAUCUGAAGUGUAGGAAACACGACUCUAAUCUGUGGCAGUGUCCAUCUUCACCCUGGGGACAGAACACAUGUGAUAAUGGUGAUGAGGUGGCUCGUAUUACCUGCACAGAUGAUGGAAAGUCUCUACGUACACAAGAAAAGUGCUCUUCAUUUCCCUCUCAGAAACACUGCUCAAAGCACUGGUCUCUCAGGCUGAGUGGAGGAGAGGGAAGCUGCUCUGGGAGGUUGGAGGUGUAUCAUAACGCUACGUGGGGCUCCGUUUGUGAUGAUCAGUGGAACAUCAGGAACGCUCAGGUGGUGUGCAGACAGCUGGGCUGUGGGUCGGCGCUGAGUGCUGAUAGGAAUGUUAGUUCUGGUCCUGGUGAAGGGACUAUCUGGCUGAACAGAGUGAAGUGUCGAGGGGAUGAGAUUCACCUGUGGGACUGUCAUCAUUCCCUGAAGAAACACACUGACUGCUCUCCUGCUGGAGUCACCUGUGCAGACUUAUCUGUGUCCACUGCUAUUACACCCACAUCAGCAACACACACCACCCCAACAGGUACAAUAUUUAUUACUGUUCACCAUUUUUCUAAAUAUUUAUGAAAAGAGUGUCCUGUG
Molecule: messenger RNA, 1944 nt
Organism: Ictalurus punctatus (channel catfish)
Lineage: Eukaryota; Metazoa; Chordata; Actinopteri; Siluriformes; Ictaluridae
Product: scavenger receptor cysteine-rich type 1 protein M130-like
Exons: 8
Coding region: 1-1929 (642 amino acids)
Cellular component (GO): membrane
Source: RefSeq, a predicted model, not a curated record